Phlebotomus papatasi is the source of this 10739-nucleotide messenger RNA. RefSeq lists its product as uncharacterized. The transcript has 2 exons. NCBI's taxonomy places the organism in Eukaryota, Metazoa, Arthropoda, Insecta, Diptera, Psychodidae. The coding region runs from base 3133 to 5967 and encodes 944 amino acids. Gene Ontology annotation, molecular function: DNA-binding transcription factor activity, RNA polymerase II-specific; RNA polymerase II cis-regulatory region sequence-specific DNA binding. The record is from RefSeq and is a predicted model, not a curated record.
UUAUUUGCACGAAACCCGGUGGACCAUACAUCAUAUGAGCACAUCACAAAUGUGUCAGAACAUUCAAUACUCAUAUAUGUUUUUUUGGAGAAACUUAAAAAUAAAUUAAAUAAAGAAAAAUGUAAAGUACAAUCUUAUGGCGCUGGCACACCUUUUCAAUUGAGUGAAAUUCAAUCGUUAGAAAUUUUACCUCUUACUCUUUCAAACUUUAAUUAGAUAUAGUUGUCUCUUUCUGCCAAAUGAAAUUUAAAAUUAAAAUUGAAAAUGACAUUGAAAUUUAAUAUCCAUUUGACAGAAAGAGAUAGCUAUAUCUGAUUUUAGUUUGAAAGAGUAAGAGAGGUAAAAUUUCAAUCGUUUGAAAUUCACUCAAUUGAAAAAAUGUGUCAGCACCAUUAAAAAUUAAAUAAAAUUUAACCUUUUUCGAAAUAUUUAAGUUUUGAUAAAACGAAGGACACUACUACAAAGAGUCUCUCCCAAUUUUACAGUAUGCUAAAACUCACGAGAUGUAGCUCUCCGUGAAUUAAAAUGUUACACAGUUUUUGGGUACGUAAGCGUACUAAAUUUAAUAACAAUUUAAAAUAUAUUUCAUAAAAAUUAUCAGAAAAUUAUAGAAUCAGAAAAUUAUUAUAUAAAUUGAGAAAUAACGAGAAUAAUAUUUUCAAAAUUAUUCAAUUCUUAUUUUUCUAUUAGAAAUAUUUCAUAAAUGUGAGUUGUCAACACUGUACUAGUCGGGUAAAAGUAUCUACGUCACUGGCGUCACUGGACUAUAUAGUGCGACCGAAGUGUCAAAUCUGGAACCAAAUAUGGAGUAGAGUGAGACUACUGUAGCUCUGAUCAUAUGGCGCUUUGCCAAAUGACGUUCACUAAAAAAAUGGGACAUUUGACGUUUAUUCGGUUUGCAACGUCUCUUGCUGGCCUUUGGACCAUAACAAAGAGUCUAGACAUCAGAAACCUUUGUAGAGUCUACAAUCAAUCGGAAGCAAUCACGGUGUACAGGGAGAUAGAUUAUUAUACGGCUGGCCAAGAGCCUUAGAUCAUCAAAAAACAUUACUUAAAUUUGAAGAAAAAUGUGUCGCAAAAUAAUUAACGACACGACGUUUGCGACACGUCGUAACGACACGUCGCAAAGACGUGUCGUGUCGCCGUGCCAACACUGGAAAAUAUUAGAAAAAGUAACUUUUUGAAAAAAAGAUAACUAAAUCAACAUUAAAAAAAAUGUUCGAACAUAUUCGGCAACCAAAUCAUUUUCCCAAUAUAUCCCAUCCCAUCAUCUCAUUCUUUAACAUUGCACAUUCUCAUCAGUUUCUUUGCCUGAUAUUUUUCUUCCUUCUUGAUUGUUAUUUCAUCUAACUUCCCUGUUUGAGAAUGCCCUGAGAUCCGUUAGAUUUGGGGGGAAGAAUUGAAAAAUAAAAGGGGUGAAAACUACUAUACUUUCAAAUAAAUCAAUCAAGAAAAAUCAUUUAAAGGAAGUGUCUUCUGCCAAAACGACCCUCUAUUGUCCUCGAAUUACGUUUUUUUUUGCUGGAGAUAUGGUGUAUCCUGUUGGAAUUAAUUUUUGAAAUAGCCAUGGCCAUAUAUCUCCCUCCGGUUUGUGCGCGCCUUCGGAAUGUUACGAAAGAGAGAUGAGGAUGUAUGUGGACAGAGGGGUGGUAUUUUUAUUGAUUUUUGCAUUUUUAACCAAAUUCAGAGAUGUCUUUUCCGCCCAACAAUCUCAAAUUCAAUUCACCCUUCUUUUGGUCACUUCUGGUAUAUUUAUACUAGCAUUUUAUUAAUUUAAAUUUGAGGAUACCGAUGUAUAAUGCAAGAUAGUUGAAUAGAAAUGGCGCUCUCAGCAUCUCCUGUUAGGCAAUGUCCAUCUCCAGCAGAAAGUUUAAACUGCGGAGAGGAAUUGAAUAUAUGGUAAUUUAAAAUUGAGAGUCAUACAUAGUAAUUAAAUAUGAAAUUGAUGAUACUGUCUCACUCGCAUAAUGUACCAUGGAUGUGAUCCUAGGGAUGGGUAUACUGUAUCGUCGUGCCGAAGCACAAGAGAUUAUUUUCUACAGGAAAUCGCUGCUACAGUAAAAAUGUACACCUGUAAAUAGUGUAUAGUCAUCUCUUUCAUCCAUCUAUUAGCUCUCUAUGUGGAGAGAUGGUGUGUACAUAAGGCAAAGAGGAUGGUAUUCGUCUUGUAGUAUUUCGGUGCGUUCGUUCAUUUGGUUUCGACGAGUCGAACUGAGUGGUUGUGUGACGUGCGUUGUGUAGUGCCAAAAAGUAAAGUGCCAUAUAGAAAUACAAAACUUUAAAGCUUUCUGGACCAAGUGGCUCUAUUAGUCCAAAGACUCAUUUCACCCACAAACAAAAUGAUACCAUUUAAGUGAAAAAGAAACGCACAAACUAUUUAUAGAGCCCUUGCUCAGGACAUUUCGUGCAUAUUUUUUUUCUUUUUAUUUUUGUUAUUUUUUCUUUCUUUUUCCCUACAUUCCUUGAAUGUUGAGAUGUAACUAAGAGAAAAGCAUAAAAAAAAUCUUUUUGGAAAUUGUUUAUCUUUUGUCCAAGAAAAAGCGCGGGACAAAAUUAAAUCUGUUUUUUUUUCCCUUUUUUGAUAUGUUGGAGUUUCUUUUGUGUUUCUCCGGACAGUGUGUUGUGAUGGUACCGUGAUUCUGCUAAAGAGAGAGAGAGAGAGAGAGAGAACAAAAUCGGGAGAUAAAAAAAACGAAGAUAUUAAGAUAGAGGUUAAAAAUUGUGGCUGUAUUUUUGUAAGCUUCCUUUGCUCUUUCUUAUUCUUCACAAAGUAUAAUUUUCUUCAAUUCUGACUACAUCAGAAAGAAAGACAUUAUUGUGGAAUUGUGCCGUUGAAACAGCUUAAAACAUUAGUGAAAGGACGAUAAUAUCCUUUCGAAGAAAUUGGAGUAUAACUUUUUUUUGACAAGGAAAAAAGAGGAGAGCGCAUCUGUUGAUACAUUUCUCUCUUCUGACUGUUAUUCUCGUACUGCCUCGCAAUUGUCCGCCGUUGGUGGGUGGUAGUGUGCAAUUCGUCCCACCCCAAACUCAUCCUCCGGGAGUCGCGUCAUCUGACGAAGAAAGUGACGGAAAAUGUGCUCCUUAGUGAAUGUUUGACGAAGCUCGCGAGUGAACGCGAGGGCAGAGCGCUAGAUGGCCAGUCAGAAUCGGCCAAAUAGUCAGAAGCAUCAUCCGAACGAACAUAAGCCGGCAAAUCUCGUGUGCGGCUAUUGUGGUUUGAUGGUGGAGAGUGCAGCAUCGCUGCGUGUGCACAUCCACUUCAAUCAUGAGAAUGCCAGUCGCUGGACUAGCGCAUCAUCCCCAACCUCCUCAACUAUGAGAAUAACAUCGCCCAACGAGGGGGCGUCCGUGUCUCCUACGGACUCGGAGAAUAACAAUCAGCCAUUUAAGCGUCAAAAAACACCCAAUAACUCACCCAUCGACGAGAAGACGUGCCAGCAGAAUCCCGUUGCAGCUCCGGCGGAUUCGAGCGACAAUAAGCCACCGUCGCCGGUACAUCAACACCAGAUUGGCUCAACAACGGCGGCCUUCGAAGAAGCUAGCUCGCGCGCCUACGUUCAACAAUCUAGCACAUACUACGGCCAUCCUUUCUUGGCCCCACCAACUUAUGAGGCCAGCUACAGUCUUUUGGCUAAUAACUACGACGGCAUGCAGCAGCAGCUGAUAGGUCAGCAGACACGACAGCAACAACACGAGUACAAACAACCAGUGCCUUCACACCGUUAUCAUCCCUACCAUCAGCAGCCCAUCAAUAAUCACAAUCCGCCCUCACCUCAGCACCAUCACAUUGCAAGCACCUCUAGCUCGGCCCCAGCACCCCUCUCCGACACAAUUAUCAAUUCCACCUCCGUCAGAUUGCAAAUGGCAAGUGAAGGCGAUCCUCAGAUGGUGUCACCAAAGCAGUGUGACAAAUGUGGCUUCGUUUGUGAUUCUGUGAAUGUGUUAAAUGAGCACUGUUCCACACAACAUGGCACUGGAGAGUCUCAAGACACAGAGUCAAUGGGAUUCUCAAUGAAUCAGCAAGGACCUCAACAUCCGUAUAUCAAGGAAGAAACGACGUCAGACAUUCUAGACUUGGAUUCCCAAAAAGUUGUAUAUCCGCAACAACAUCAUGAUGGUGUUCUUCCAACGGAUACAACAGCACUACCACCGAUGCAUUCUCUACAUCCCUUGCAAUCCAUGCAGAGACAUACGUUGAUGUGGCAUGAACCACAAUCAAGUUAUAUGCCUCAGCAACAAACCCUAAAACCACAAUAUUUUCCCUCGAUGAAGGCACCGUAUCCGGUGUUGGGCAAUAAACCAGAUUAUGGAUCGGCAGCUGUUAAGGGUGAAUAUAUGUCCCAGACAAUGCUGCCCCCGCCUGAUGUGAAGAUGUUUGCAGAUUCCAGCAAUAAUCAGGUGACAACGAGUCAGUCAGACUUCCCUACCACUACAACUCCAGCAGACAGUGAUGCUGCAUUCAGGACACAAUUUGAGCCAGCAUCUUCAUCUUUGCCCAACAGCCAACAACCGAAGAGUUCAUCAUGGAAAAGCAAUGAGGCACGCCGUCCAAAAACAUAUAACUGUACGGCGUGCAACAAAUGGUUUACAAGUUCGGGACACCUAAAGCGCCACUACAAUACAACUUUGCACAAAAAUGCGGUGAAGAGUAGUGGACAACCGGAUCCGGCUACACUGCCCAUCAGUGCCCAUCACCAUCCGGCUCGGGAUUCUGUGAAAAAUAAUCAUCACAUUAGCGCCACUGAUCCACCACCUUUGGUGAUACCAACUUCAUCGGCAAUGGAUACAGCAGAUGGUGAAUUUAGCACCGGAACUCAACAGUAUACCGGUGGGGAUUUUCGUGGUGGCCUCCUGGGUCAGGUGACGCCCACAGAGAACAACAGCGUGUAUCAGGCACAGCAAUUCUGUCCAAAUCCCCCAAACGGGGAAGCAGGUCCCUCCGCCCUCCAUGCCUCCCAGCCGAGGGGCCUGCUGACACACAUGGCCAACAUCACGCCGUUGGCGUCCCACCAGGAGGUGCCACAGCCAAUUCCUACUACCACCAUCCGCACCAUCAUCCACCCAUCCACCAGCCAGGUCAUCAUCAGUUCAAUAAUGGAGCAACCACCGCCACCGUACACCAUCAGGCAGCCGCCGGAUAUGCACCAUACGGCGCCCUCUCCGCUCACAAUCCCAUUGCACCGGGCGGACAUGCCGGCGAAUUAUCCCAUUAUUAUUGGUGAUCAUGGGGCUGUGGAUGAUCGGGAGGCGUAUACCUAUGAGACGACUUUUGACAUCGAGACGCCCGUUACGAGAUUCACAUCGCAAGUCAUCGGUGAUACGGUUCCACCAUUUUCACCGGACAUGCCUGAACAUCAUGUCGCUGUGCGUUCCUUGACGCCCAAGAUGGCCGCCAUAGCGCCACCUGUAUCGCCAUCAUCACCUAGCGUGACAACAUCAGCGCGCCAGGGAAAGCCCGCUAAGAGAGUAUACAGGAGUACAAAGAAGGGAGGCUUUGUUGAGCAAGGAGGAGAGCCACUAAAAUGCAUCGAAUGCGAUAAAGUAUUUAAUAAGGCAUGCUACCUCACCCAACAUAAUAAGACAUUUCACAGUGGUGAGAAGCCUUUUAAGUGCCAGCGAUGUGGGAAACGAUUCCCCUGUGGCCAAACUCAUGAAUCGCACGUAGUGAAGCAUAUGGGUGAAAAGCCAUUCAAGUGUGAUCAAUGUCCCAAGCAAUUCAAUCACAAAACCGACCUGAGGCGCCAUCAGUGCCUCCAUUCCGGCUAUAAGCCUUACACCUGCGAUCAAUGCGGAAAGGGCUUCAUACGUAAGGAUCACUUGAUGAAGCAUAAAGAUGUGCAUAAGAAAAAAGCAGCGGGAGUUAAGAAGCAGCUGACCCAGGGAAAGGGUGCCAACAAGAAGGCAAUUACUGCGACAAAUGUGCCAAAUUUACAAGUUAUUCCCAACGAUAAUGUCUUGCAUAUCUAGGUGAUUGCCUAGAAGUCAACAAUACUCUCUUUUAGUUUGCUUUUUUAACCACUGAUCCUCCAUAUAGCAAUAACUCUAGCAAAUAUAGUAUUUAGUAAAAAAAAAAAGACAAACAAAAUGAUUCCUCACUUGAAAACCUAUUAAUGGUCUUGAUUUUGCCCAGGGAUCUCCCCUAAAAGAAUAUCUUUCUAAACUCUUUUUUUUGGGAUGAAUACAUAGAUAAAAGAAUAAUAACAGAAGUCAGUUGAUUUCAACACUGAGAAAAGUUCAUCUGGUAAGUUCAUAUGCUUAUUAACUCUUUCGUCUCUUUUGGGACUCUGAGUACCCAAAGCAGAGCAUAUGAAUGUUCUGUGAAAAACAAUUAAUUUUAAUUAUUCAGAACUGAUAAAAAUCCUAUUCUUGUGGAUGAUUACAAACUAUACGGAUGUCCAAAUGUAAGAUACUUUUUGUAGGACCUCAAUUAAUUCCUGGGGUGAAAUGAUAACUUUGACUCUCGCUAGUAUCGAUUCGAUACUAUCGAAUCUCUAGUAUCGUUAAAUCCAAAUGAUGAGAUGAAAUGAGUAUCGGCUCUUCACGCAUUGUCGGCUCGUUAUUGUGACACUUUGGGACAGUGAAACAUAACCUCACUCUCGCUUGUUUUGAUUUUGCAAUCGUAGUUAUUUCAGUGAUUUUAUUAAUUUUAAGUUAAAAUAGUAUAAACCUAUAAAUUCUAUUUUUAAGGAAAUUGGGCUAUUGAGGAAGCCCCGGAAGCUCAACUUUCAUUUGGAACGAGGACGAGAAAAUUGCGGUAUAAAAACAACUCUGGAGCUUCCGGAAAAAAUGCAAAUAAAAAAAUCAUCUAUACAUAAUAAUUUCUGCCUUACGCAGAUCUUUUCACUUUGUCUUUUACAUUCUUACACAAUAAUUGACACUCAAAGACUUGCUGAACAAAUGACUCCAGAAAUUUAAGGAAUUAUUUUUCAUCUUAUCAGUCGCGGUGAUUUCUGGUGGCUUGUAGUGUUUUAAAUUUGGCAAGGAGGAGCAAAAGAUCUGAAGGAAGCACACGCAUGUGUGACCAUUUCAUACUCUGUGAAAUUAAAUCUCACGAGAACGAAUCCACAUCUCCAUCAACUUCCUGGACAGUCAGUGUCAAACUCAAUCACUGAGUAUAAUAAGAUCAUCCUCUGAUAAGCCUUUCCCGGAUGGUCCAAAAAUAUUUUAUGGUUGUGCAGAAUCAACAGAACAUAAAUUUUCGUAUCCAAUUUGGCCGAGGUUAUUCCGUGCAGAACAAAAAAAUUUCACAAGAAUUAUACUUAAUAUUAUUAAAAUUUAAUAAAUAUAAAAUAAAUGAGGGCAUUUACUUACUAAAAACAUGUAAAAUCUUCUUUAAAUUUCACUUCGAGGGUACAAAUCGACAGCUCUAGAGGUGUCGAUAAAUUAGUGGCGAGAAUUAUCGACACUAGCGAUAAAAAAUGCGGGUUACCAUCUCGAUCGCCCAUAAUCGACACUCGACACUAGCGAUGGGACAAUUAGAGAGAGUUAUCAUGUCACCCCAGAGCUUAGAUAUUUUUGAUUAAAAAAUUAUGAAAUUAUGGCUUGCAGCAUAUGCUGCGGUCCGGAAAGAGUUAAUAGGUCGAUUGUUGUACAAGUUUUGUCAUUAUUAAAUUUUUUACAUAAUAAUAAAAUAAUCUAAUAAAGUAUAAUGAAUGCAAAAUAACUAAAAAAAAAUUAUUUUCAAUAUUGACAUUUUCUGUAUAAUGAUCACAUUGUAAUAUGAAUUUAUCUAAUAAACUUUUCUCUUUUUUUUCGCUGUAUCACAUUUUUAGUCUAACUUUUUUAGACUUAACUGUCAAGUGUAUUCAACAAAACAGACAAUUUUUUCUCUCCCAAGGAUGCGCGCCAAUCAAUAAUUCAGAAAUUUUAAUAGGCAAAAAAGUUGAUAUUUUACAAAAAAAAAGAGAUAUUAUAAAAUGGAAAGAUAGAUAGUGGAUACAGUACACAAAACAUUUUUUUACCUAUAUAAAUUCUUAUAGAACAAUUUAUUGUGAUUUGCAACCGUCAAAAGACAAAACUACUUAAACUACCUCUGAUGAGAAUAUUUUUUGACAGGUUUUAUUUUUUUUUUAUUUUUAAUUUUCUAUAUUACAAGUUUUCUAUGAAAAAAAAACCGGCAAGUACAAAUAUUGAUAGUAAAAUAUUGAAAUAGACACACUUUUAAUCUAUAGCAAUUUAUGCCGAAUUUUUAAAUAUUGACCAACGAUCUAAUAAACAUAAACUUUUUUCUAUUAUUUGAAUACUACAAAAAAAAACGUAAAAAGAAUUAAAGACACUAUUUUGAAACAAAUAAUGUAUUCAGUCAAAUUCCAUAUCAGCAAUCUACAUAUUUAAAAAUAUGAUAUUAAAGAAAGCAUAAGAUGAUGGAUAAAAAAAUGGAAUUCUAUAUAGAAAAUAUUUGAUGAUAAAUCAAUAUUUAAUUAUUAUUAAUACGUAAAUAAAAAAAGAUAUUAAUUAUAAAUAGAAUAGUUAAUAAAAUAGAGUGAAGAAACGGAUAUAGGAGACAGUGUUAGUAAAAGAAAUAGGAAACCUAUUCAAAAUGUAAACCAGAAAACCUACCUCAGAUAAACAAGAAAAGGACCUCAAAAAUAAUAGAUAUUGUUAUUGAUAUAUAUUUUCUGCUCACUUUUAAAUUAUAAUAUAAAAUUGCAAAAAUUGCAAUUUUGUGAAGAAUGUUUCAGCACCACCUGUCUCUCUUCCCGUAGAAAAGAUAAAAGUGAAAUUUUUAAUAAAAAUUACAAUUUUAAAUGAAAAAAAAGAAGAAAAAUCAUACAUAUUAAAUGUGUAAUUAAAUAUAAACUAAAUUUAGAUGUAAAGUUUACAAGAAGUAUGUCUAUAGUGGUUGAAAUUCAUCUGAGUAAGAAACAUUAUAGACAAAAUGAUUUUAUUUGGGAUAGAGAAAAAAUUUCUCAUCCUGACAUUUUGCUGGAUGCUGGAGAAAAAAAAACUGUGAAAAAAAACUAUCUUUCUGGGUACCUGCACACAUUUUUUUUAUGCAGAAGAAUCCUCCAAAAGAAAUGAAUAGAGCACAGAAAAAUAUCCAGUAUACAAAGGAAUGCUCAGAACACUUUUUUCACAUUUUAUUUGUAUGUGAUGCAUAGCGAGGAAGAUUUGGAGAAAAAAACCUAACCAUAUUGUGGUGUAUUUGAAAAUGAACGAAAAAUAUUCAAAAGAAAGGAAAAAAUUGCAGAGGGAGACAAUUUGAAAAAUUAGAAAAAAACACCAUAAAAACAAUAUUUUCGACAUUAAAUAGAAUUUUCAUGUAAUAAUUAUAGUGAAAAAAAGAUAUUAUCAUAAAAUUUUAUCGGUAAAAAAAUUCAAAGUUAGGUAAGUAAAAAAAUGGACAAAGAAAAUUUUGGUGUUUUGUUUUUUUUGCAAGAGACACAAAAAUUGAAGAAUUUUAAAGACUUUCAGAUAGAUUUCAAUUCCACAACUAACAAGAAGAUAAUUACUGCACUUGUGAUUUAAAAAAAAGUAGUAUAAAAUGAUCCUCUUGUUCUGCCCAUUUAUAGUUUUUUUUUCAACCCUAUCUUCUUUCCUUACUUUCCUAUUUUUUUUUAAGUUGUUUUCUUGGAAUAAAAAAUACAAAUUGCAUUCCUCGUUAGUAUUUUUUUUGUAUAUUCAGCAUUCUCUCUUUCUACUUAUUGUUAACUAAUGUUUUAUUGUUAAUUAAAUAUGAGCUACGGUUCUCAUUCCUGCCAACUUAACAUCAUUAUAAUUUUCAUUGCAAUAUAUAUAUAUAUAUUUUUUUAUUUGAGUAAUGCCCAACGCACGAUAACUUUUGUUUAGUAAACAUGUUUUUGACAUUUCAAUGAGAGUGAGUGAGAUCUAGUUCUAGUCAUCUCGCUCAUUCUCAUGGAAAAUUUUGAAAACAUGUUUACAAAUAAAAGUUAUUGUGCGCUGGUCAUAAUGCCCAACGCACAAUAAUUUUUGUUUGUAAACAUGUUUUCAAAAUUUCCCAUGAGAAUGAGCGAGAUGACUAGAUAUAGAUCUUACUCACUCUCAUUGAAAUGUCAAAAACAUGUUUACUAAACAAAAGUUAUUAUGCGUUGGGCAUAAACUAGAAAACAACAAAAUGAUAUUGAUUAUAGAAUACCAAACUAUGUAUUAUAAAAGGUUGUGUUAGUUUCUUUAAAAUGAAAUGGAAAUAUAUUUUGGAAUCGAGAUAAAAGAAAAAUAGAACAAAUUAUAUUUCUAAUGCAUUAUAAUUAUUUGUUUCAUCAUUACUACGCCCCGUUUUUGUGUAACUGAAAAAAGCUAGUUGUUGACGAAACAAUCAAGAAAUUAUGAAUAAGUGAGUAAAAAAUAGUUUAAGGUGAACAGAUACUAUUAUUUUUCUUCCACGAAACGAAAUAGUUACCAAAAAAAAAUCAAGAGAGAUAAUAAAAGGAGAAAGUAAGUUAAGAAGAUAAUAAGCCUGUUGAAUUUUAAGCAUUUUUACUAAUUACAAAUUGUUUUUCUCAUAUUUUUUUAUUAUGUUAAUUUUUCUUUAUAUUAAAGUGUAAAUGAUUUCAGAACGGAAAACGGGUGUAAUUGAAAAUGAAUGAAGGCCAAAAUGCUCAAAGUUCAGAAAAAAAAAUUUGUACAAAAUGAGAUACAUAGUAAAAAUUUUAUUUAGACAUUUCACAGGAGAUUAUAAAAAGGAAAAGAAAAAAAAACAUACAGAAAAUCCUUAAGACGACUUUACGCAUAUCAAGUAAUAAACAUAAAUGAGAAAAUAAUUGUUUAAAAAAUAAAGA